AUGCCCACAGAAGCAGUGUACCUGCAUGACGCAUCUCUGAGGACGCUGACAACCGAGGUUGUAUCCUACCAGCCAAUUGCUUCCCUCUCCGAAGAUGACCAAAGCCUUGCCAAGAAUGUCGACCCGGAGUAUGCAGCUAUGACGACCCGCCAGACAAUUCUGUAUGCGCAAGGAGGCGGUCAGCCAAGCGACACCGGCACCAUCGGCGCUGUAGACCAGGAGCCUGGGUUCACUGUAUCUCUUGUCCGCAAAGCUCCUGAUGGGAGGAUCCUUCAUUUCGGAAAGUCCGUGGCAAGUAACACUGCUUUCACCGAAGGCCAGGCUGUCGUGCAAAAAGUCGACAGUGCUAAACGCGAUUACCACUCCCGGCUUCACACCGGAGGCCAUAUCCUUGGGGUGGCAAUGGAGGUUCUUAUGCCGGAGAUGAAAGAGGUCAAGGCCAACCACUUCCCGAAAGAAGCGUCUCUGGAGUAUGAGGGUUUACUCUAUAAUGACAGCAAGCCUUUAUUGCAGGCUAAAGUGGAUGAGUUGGUGCAGAAGGAUCUGCCGGUCCUCAUCUCCUGGCUGGAACCUGGCACACAGGUUGACGAGCGCGCGAAGGUGGGCGAUGGCCCUGUUCGUAUUGUUAGCAUCGGCGGUCUUGAUCAUAACCCUUGUGGAGGCACCCAUGUCGAAACCAGUGGUCAAGUGGGGUCUGUGACGAUCCGCAAGAUCAGUCGGCAAAAGGGGAUCACGCGAAUAUCUUACGAUGUGCCCGCAGCACUAUAG
Molecule: messenger RNA, 768 nt
Organism: Penicillium chermesinum
Lineage: Eukaryota; Fungi; Ascomycota; Eurotiomycetes; Eurotiales; Aspergillaceae
Product: putative alanine--tRNA ligase
Exons: 1
Coding region: 1-768 (255 amino acids)
Biological process (GO): regulation of translational fidelity; alanyl-tRNA aminoacylation
Molecular function (GO): ATP binding; alanine-tRNA ligase activity; Ser-tRNA(Ala) deacylase activity
Source: RefSeq, a predicted model, not a curated record